Messenger RNA from Mangifera indica (mango), 1881 nucleotides. RefSeq lists its product as uncharacterized. Lineage: Eukaryota; Viridiplantae; Streptophyta; Magnoliopsida; Sapindales; Anacardiaceae. The transcript is spliced from 5 exons. Bases 155 to 1360 code for a protein of 401 amino acids. Gene Ontology annotation, molecular function: DNA-3-methyladenine glycosylase activity. The record is from RefSeq and is a predicted model, not a curated record. Gene Ontology annotation, biological process: base-excision repair.
UCCUCUUCAUCCCCCUUCUUCAAUACCUCAUCAUCAUCACCAUCUCUCUUUUAUUUCAUUUCCCUUCAAGCUAGAUUGUACAACUUCUUUUCUUUUCAAUAUUAAGCUUAUAUUAUAGACCACUGUUACAUUUUCCUGGCUGAAACAAAACAGCAUGUGUAGUUCUAAGGCUAAAGUCACCACUAGCAUUGAAGCCACACCGGCUGUUGCUAAAAUUAAUGGCAGACCGGUGCUUCAACCCACCUGCAACCGUGUUCCUAGCCUAGAACGCCGUAAUUCAUUGAAGAAAUUAUCAACAAAGGCAAAAUCAUCUCCUUCUCCUCCUCCACCCCCACCACCAUUGCCAACUUUUGUUUCUAAGGCUUGUCUCACUCCUCCUAUUUCUCCCAAGUCAAAGUCACCUAGGCCACCAGCCAUCAAGCGAGCUGGUAGUGAUCACAACAAUGGAUUGAAUUCGAGCUCAGAAAAAGUUGUUACUCCUAGAAACACCGUCAAGACUUUAGAGAGAAAAAAGUCUAAAAGUUUUAAGGAAGGUGGUCAUGCUGUUGUCAAUAAUAAUGUGGAGGCAUCCUUGAGUUAUUCUUCUUCCUUGAUUGUUGAGUCACCAGGAAGCAUUGCUGCUGUGAGGAGGGAACAAAUGGCGCUUCAACAUGCCCAACGUAAGAUGAGAAUUGCUCAUUAUGGAAGAUCAAAGUCUGCCAAAUUUGAAGCCAAAAUUGUUCCCAGUGAUAAUUCUGCUAGCACCACCGCAACAAAAGCUACCGAGGAAGAGAAGAGAUGCAGCUUUAUUACACCAAAUUCAGAUCCCAUCUAUGUCGCUUACCAUGAUGAAGAAUGGGGAGUUCCAGUCCAUGAUGAUAAUAUGUUGUUUGAAUUGCUUGUGCUGAGUGGUGCUCAGGUUGGCUCCGAUUGGACUUCAAUCCUGAAGAAGCGACAAGAUUUCAGGGAUGCAUUUUCAGGCUUUGAUGCAGAAACUGUGGCCAACUUGACUGACAAGCAAAUGAUGUCAAUUAGUACACAAUAUGGCAUUGAUUUGAGCCGGGUUAGAGGGGUUGUCGACAAUGCUAUGCGAAUUCUUGAGAUCAGAAAGGAGUUCGGAUCAUUAGAGAAAUACAUAUGGGGAUUUGUUAACCACAAGGCGAUCAACACACAGUACAAAUUUGGGCACAAAAUUCCAGUGAAGACAUCAAAAUCAGAAAACAUAAGCAAGGACAUGGUUAGGAGAGGACUGAGGUUCGUGGGUCCAACAGUGGUCCAUUCAUUCAUGCAAGCCAGCGGCCUAACCAACGACCACUUAAUCACCUGCCACAGGCACCUCCCUUGCACCUUACUAGCCGCCUGCCGCCGCCCCAACCACUGAUCAUCAUCAACUAUAGACUCAUCUGAUAUAUUUAUGUUCUAACUAUAUAUGUAUUACUUCGACUGGAUUGUGUAAAAUAUGGGAUAUACAGGGAAACUUAUAGGGGGGUUUGUGACUUUUAAUGAGUUUGAUUUGAUAGUGUGAGUGUUUUGAAAAUAGGAAAAAGAAAAGAAAAAGAAGAGCAUGUGGAAAUGGGAGGCAAAUGCAUGUGUGGGGUGUCAGUUGCUUUAAAAAUUCCAUGUGAGAAUCGAUCACAGUUGAAUUAUUUGAUCAGUUUGCUUUCCUUUAACAGGCUGUGCGUGUUGUUAUAGGAGGAGCGUCCGUCUGUGUAGACCCACCAGCUAUCCACAUUUCUGCCUUAGCUAUCUAUAGUUGAUUUUGGGGUUGAGUUGUAUUGUAUUUGCUGCUAACUUACCAUCUGGCUUUUGGGUGAAUAAUAUUAUCGGAAAAAACCCAGUAAGAUGAAUGUAUCUUGGAUUUGGUGUGGAUUUUUUGAAUGAUUAUGAAUCAUGUUUGAAAUA